GGGAGCGGCUGCUGCCAUGUUGUGUGGAGGUGCCUCGGCGGCUCGGCCCGCCACCGACGAGACACAGCAUAUCGCGAACGAGGUGAAGCCUCAGCUGGAAGAAAAAGAAGGGAAAACAUUUGAUGUCUUCACUGCAGUAGAGUUUAAAACUCAGGUGGUUGCUGGAACCAACUACUUCAUCAAGGUCCAUGUUGGCAAUGAUGACUUCAUGCACCUGCGUGUGUUCAAAAGCCUUCCUCACGAGAAUAAGCCUCUCAGUCUCCACAGCUACCAGAGCAGCAAGGCAAAGCAUGAUGAACUGUCUUAUUUCUAGCCAGCUUAUCUAGUGGUUUUUAUAAUGGUUUCUUGUGUGUGCUUCCUAGAGGCUGCACAAUGUUGAUUCCAACAUUGCCAACAAAGGAGCAAAGAAAGUGUCUUUUUUUAAAACUUAAUGCUGGAGGAAAAAAAAAAUCCAUUUCUUUUAUGCUACUCCCUUACUGUGCAGUACCUAAACAAUAGAGUUGCACAGAUCUGCUUUCACCUACACUAACUCUUAACCCACAUAGCUGCACUGGCUUCAGUGCAUCUUAACAGGAAUUCUGUGACUGGGUUCUAUUUGUAGAGUUCCUUGGUCUGGGAAUUGAAGGGGAAGUGACAGUCAUGUAUUCAGAGCAAAGAGGAAGAGGAAACCCAGAAUCUUUUCUGAGCUGUCCGUGUAUCUGUAGAUUUAAACUGGACUGUGUAUUUCAUUGGAAAAGGCCUGCAGAGAGACUGGAGAUGAAGCGUUCGAGGAAGAGGGGUUUUGGAGUCUAAUGAAACAAACAUUCCCUUGGUAACUGCGUUUAGGCUCUUGGAGCAGUAGGAUGUAAAGACCGGCAGAGGGCGUAGGAGUUUAAGGUAAAACCCAGUUUGUUCAUUCUCUCAGUCGUAAGGGAAAGCGCUGGAAAGGCAUUUUAGAUGUA
Messenger RNA from Indicator indicator, 941 nucleotides. Its product is annotated as cystatin-B-like. Gene Ontology annotation, cellular component: cytosol. The coding region runs from base 17 to 313 and encodes 98 amino acids. Gene Ontology annotation, molecular function: cysteine-type endopeptidase inhibitor activity. The transcript is spliced from 3 exons. The record is from RefSeq and is a predicted model, not a curated record. NCBI's taxonomy places the organism in Eukaryota, Metazoa, Chordata, Aves, Piciformes, Indicatoridae.